This is a messenger RNA of Macadamia integrifolia, 2434 nucleotides long. RefSeq names its product L-type lectin-domain containing receptor kinase IV.2-like. Gene Ontology annotation, molecular function: ATP binding; protein kinase activity; carbohydrate binding. Bases 173 to 2167 code for a protein of 664 amino acids. Gene Ontology annotation, biological process: protein phosphorylation. Gene Ontology annotation, cellular component: plasma membrane. NCBI's taxonomy places the organism in Eukaryota, Viridiplantae, Streptophyta, Magnoliopsida, Proteales, Proteaceae. The record is from RefSeq and is a predicted model, not a curated record. The transcript has a single exon.
CUUUCUCCUCCCUAUUAUUAUCCUUUUGUUAGAAUUCAAACAAGGAUUUUGAUUGAAAAAGGCAAGAAGAUCAGUGAAACUACAAUGUGAAAGCCAUGACCCAAAACUCUACAAAAUCAAUGAAGAGGAGAGAGAAGUUCAAUUACUAAAUCUUGAGAACGAAGGAAAAAUAAUGUGGCAAACAAUGUUCUUCUUCAAGUACAUGUUGUUGCUUCUCCUCUGCAGAUUUGUACCAUCACAACUAGAAGAUGUUAGUUUCACUUACAAUGGCUUUCAAGGAGUUAACAUGAGCUUGGACGGUUUAGCCCAGAUCACAGACAAUGGUCUCCUAAUGUUGGCAAACACCACACCGGUACAGAUGGGUCAUGCCUUCCAUCCCCAGCCAGUUCACUUCAGAAAUUCGUCCAAUGGUAAUGUUCUCUCCUUCUCUACUACUUUUGUGUUCGCCUUGUUCUCUGAGAUACCAACACUAGGAGGUCCUGGAAUUGUGUUCGUGAUCGCACCCUCCAGAGGGUUCCCUGGUGCUAUAUCAACCAGUUAUAUGGGCAUCUUCAACACCACAAACAACGGUAACUCAUCUAACCAUGUAAUUGGAGUCGAGUUGGAUACUUUCCAAAAUACACAGUUUGAUGAUAUUGAUGAUAACCACGUCGGUAUUGAUAUUAAUGAUUUGAGAUCUGUUAAAGCUGCUUCGGCAUCUUAUUUUAGUGAUCAGGAAAAUCGAUACGUGAACCUCAGCCUUUACAGUGGACACACAAUGCAACUUUGGGUGGAAUAUGAUGGUACAGAGAAGCAACUUAAUGUGACUUUAGCUCCAACUACCGUCCCUGCUAAACCAACCAUUCCACUCUUGUCCUUGAACAUUGAUCUUUCACGUUACAUGGUAGAUCCUAUGUUCGUGGGCUUCUCAUCAUCUACUUCUGCCACAAAAACACCUCAAUAUGUGUUGGGGUGGAGCUUUAAGAUGAACGGUCAAGCAAAAGAACUUUCUCUUUCCCAACUUCCUAAGCUUCCUCGAAUGGGACCUAAAACAAGGCCUAGAAUUUUUAGCAUUGGAUUUCCUGUGAUCGGUGCUAGUUUAUUUUUCAUGUCCAUCGUUAUCAUCCAAUUUAUUGUAGCAAGGAAGAACAAGUUUGCAGAAGUUCGUGAAGACUGGGAACUUGAAUAUGGACCUCACAGGUUCAAAUAUAAAGAUCUCUACUUCGCAACCAAAGGAUUUCAUGACAAAGAGCUUCUUGGUAUAGGUGGCUUUGGUAAAGUCUACAAAGGUGUAUUACCCACCUCAAAAGUAGAGAUUGCAGUGAAGAGAGUAUCACAUGAUUCAACACAAGGGGUGAAAGAAUUCGUUGCUGAGAUCGUCAGCAUCGGUAAAUUGCAGCAUCAAAAUAUUGUAACACUCUUGGGGUAUUGUCGACGUAAAGGAGAGCUCCUUCUAGUCUAUGAUUUCAUGGCCAACGGAAGUCUAGACAAGUUCCUAUUUCAUCAAUCUACAACAUUGAGUUGGAAACAAAGAUUUCAAAUUAUCAAAAGUGUGGCAUCCGCGUUACUAUAUCUUCAUGAAGAGUGGGAACAAGUUGUGGUUCACAGAGACAUCAAGUCCAGUAAUGUCAUGUUAGACAGGGAAAUGAACGGGAGAUUGGGAGAUUUUGGGCUCGCAAAAUUAUAUGAUCAUGGUGGGGAUCCAGAAACCACCCAUGUGGUGGGUACUUUUGGUUAUCUUGCACCAGAAUUUGCAAGAACUGGCAAAGCAAAUCCUAGUGUGGAUGUGUUUGCAUUUGGGGUUUUUUUGCUGGAAGUGGCUUGUGGUAGGAGGCCAAUUGAUCCACAAGCAUCAGAAGAGUGUAUUGAGUUGGUGGAUUGGGUGAUCUCAAGUUGGAAUAGUGGGAAGAUUCUUGAAACUGUGGAUCCCAAAUUGGAAAUGACUUAUGAAGUGGAGGAAAUGGAGUUAGUGUUAAAACUCGGAUUGCUUUGCUCUCAAUCCGAUCCAAUUGCAAGGCCAUGUAUGAGACACGUUGUCGGAUAUUUGGAGGGAGAGAUUCCACAACCGGACCUGCCAUCUUUGAUUUCAGAAAGUACUGGUGAAGCCUCAUUUUGGGGUCCCUAUUGUAGUAGUGGAAAGACUCCGCCAUCAUCAAUUGCAGACUCUCUACCUUCUGGAGGACGCUGAUAUCUAGUUUUUGUUUUUUUGGUUAAGAGUAGUUAUGUUUUUUGUUUUACUAGCAAGCCCAGGCCUUUCUGGGAUUCAUGGACUCGGCCAAGUCAUCCCCAAGAAGUCUGGAAGUCCGGUGGCAGGGGCUAGUUUUUUUCUUAGUUGUUGGAGCUUAUGGUGUUUCAGUCUCUCAUUGUAUAAUCCUUCUUUUCUUAAGGGGGAAAAAAAAAAGAAGCUUAUUUAUUUUAGUAAGAUGUCUUCUAUUUAUAAGUGGGAUUAAGUCAA